Hydra vulgaris (swiftwater hydra) is the source of this 1025-nucleotide messenger RNA. Its product is annotated as ganglioside GM2 activator. Gene Ontology annotation, cellular component: cytoplasmic side of plasma membrane. Lineage: Eukaryota; Metazoa; Cnidaria; Hydrozoa; Anthoathecata; Hydridae. The record is from RefSeq and is a predicted model, not a curated record. Gene Ontology annotation, biological process: lipid transport; ganglioside catabolic process. Gene Ontology annotation, molecular function: enzyme activator activity; lipid carrier activity.
GGGUUACAAUACAAAUAAAAAAAAAAGAAAAAGAGUAGCCCUUUUUGCCUAGAGGAGAAACCUUGAAUUACUUAAUAGGUUUUGUAAUUGUUAAAAAUUAAAGAACGAAAAAUUAAAGCAUUGACAUGUCUUCAAAUUUUGCAUUGGUUAUUCUUUUGCUAAUUUGCAAUAGCAUUCUUCAAGUGAAAUGUUACUUUGGAGUAAAUAUCGAAACGCAACUGGAGUUUGAUUGGACAAACUGCGGAGAUAAAUCAGUAGACCCUAUUGUAUUCAAUAGUAUGAAUGCCGAACCUGAUCCAGUUAAUAUACCUGGUAAUUUAUCAUUAAGCCUUGAUGCUGUUAUUAAAACGACUGUUGCUGAGCCUACUUUACUACAAAUUAUAAUUAAAAAAAAGUUUCUUGGUAAAUUUUUUGAAGUACCAUGUCUUGAUAAUAUUGGUUCAUGUAAUUACUCAAAUCCAUGUGAUCUUUUACAAAACAUCAAAUGCCCAUCAGAAGUAGUGGACCAAGGUUGGAACUGCCGUUGUCCGCUUACACAAAGUGAAAUAAAGUUAGAAAAACUCGUUAUUAUUAUUCCAAAGUUAAGUCUACCUUCAUUUAUUGAAAACGGAGAGUAUGAAAUAAAAGCUACUUUGAAUAAUGGCGGUGAACAAUUAUUUUGUUACCAAAUACAUUGCUCCUUACACAGCACUGGUAUAUUAGUGCACUAAUAUCAUUUUUUUUUUUUCUUAUUACGAAAAAAUUAAUCUGCUUAUUUCAGUAACGUUUUGAAUAAUUUUAUUAUCGAUGCGUAAAAUAACAAUGACUAAUAAAUAUUUUAUAUUAUUAUUAAGUUACGCACUAUUUUUUUUCAAGCAAACAUUUUUUAUUAGGCAUUUAUUCUUAGUUUAUAUUGUUUAAUCUUGUUAUUUGUUUAUAUUGUUUUAUCUUGUUUAUAAUGUUUUAUGUUGUCAUUUGUUAUGACACUUAAGCUGCACUUUUGUUGUAAAAAUUUAUAUUGGAAAUUACAAUAAAUUUUUUUAUAA